GUGACUGAGUGAGUCUGGGACUUUGAGUAUCGGUCUCUCUGUGCAUGUAAAAGACUAUGUAGGCCUAUGUGGUUUGUAUCAUAGUAAUAUGUGUGUCCACUUUGCUUUAAGUAGCCAGAGUGUGUGACGGUGUGAGUUAGUGUGUGUGUGUGUGCUGCUGAGAGAGAGAGAGAGAGAGAGAGAGAGAGAGAGGGUGAGAAAGAGGCUGAAAAUCUUAACAGGGAAAUUUUCAGAUGAACACGCACGACAGUGAAGGGUGAGAGAGAAUAAAAUAGAGAGAUCAUCAUGAAGAAAACAAGAAGAACAACCGGGACUUGAAAACAUGAAGAACGGAGGACGAACAUAUGUGAAAAGGAAAUUAAGCGCCAAAGACUGGCAUUCUAGCUUCACCUAGCCAGCCAUCAUGGACAACCACUCCUCCACCCAGUCCUUCCACAACCAUCACCACCACCAGUUACCAUCCUUCCACUUGGCCUUGCCAAAUAUCCAGAGUCCUGAAGUAGGAUAUUCUUCCUCUCAACAUGUCCUGGAUCAUCUGGAGCAUGACAGGAGUUUAUUAAAUGCAAGCAGUGGCAGCUUGGAUGGACAUGCUGACUUGGGAGGCCACUUUGAUGGAGAAAGUGUGCGAGGUGGCCAUUUUGGUGACACUUUGUUUGGCAUUAGCAAGAAAGAGGAGGUUUGGGAGGAUGGGGAAAGUUGUGAGACUGCUUCAAACUAUUUUUAUGGGAAAGGAAGCCACACCAGUGAUAGCUUCUACACUUUGAACUGUGGCAGUGAAGAAAAAGUUAACUAUAAUAGUUAUGUUGAUGAAAGUAAACAUGAACCACUUCAAAGUAGAGAUGCUAGUAAUAGCCACUUUAUGAAACAAACAGUUCCCUACAUUAAAAGUGAAACAGGGAGCUUUAGUGAUGGACAUGCAAAUUAUUGUAGGACUGAUUCAAGUGUUAGUGAUGGAUAUUUGAAAAGAGAAGAGGAUUAUGGGUCCGGUGAGGAUCAGCAACAGCCUGCAGAGUCUGAGGGACCCUGGCCAAGUGUCUCCCCCUUGAGGCAAAGUGAAGAGGAGCGAUGGAGAGGAGCAGUAGACUCUUCUUCAAGGGGCCCAUCCCACAGGUCACCUAUUGGCAUCAGCAGUGGGGUGCACACUCAGAAGCUGGACUCUUUCUCUGAAGCUUUUCUCUCUCAACGAAAGAUAAGGUUUCCCAUGAUUCCCAGCGGGGAAUCCACUCAACAGACCUGGGAUUUUGGAGAAAGAAGAGGCGAAAGACACAGCUGUGCUUUUGACUCAGACCCCUGCCUUCCUCCCUCCUCUUCUUCGUCACCCACUUGCCCGUCUCUUCCAUCUUUCCCCUCUCCUCCUACAUCUUCUCACCUCAUGUCUUCUGUUCUUAGCCCACCUCCAACACCUCUACCUCCUCCUUCCCAUUCCCCAUCAAAAAUUGACUCUCCCAUUGCAUUCGGGGGCUAUGGACAUUCAGGGUCACAAGGGGGAGAACCGGUCAGUGCGCUUCAGUUCUUUACCCCUCGUCUUCAGUGUCUCCCAGCUGUCCAUACGUCAGGGAAGAUGUGGAAGCUUCCACUUCUUUCAAACUGCUUUUCAAAGUCACCAGGAAACCCCAGCAACAUGGAGGGUACCCUGAGAUCUCAUGGCAGAGACAUCAGCCACAUCACAGUUCUACCAGCGUCGCACAACAUUGUUCAGUCUCUGGAAUCAUCAUUUCACACUGCGUCUGCUGAGAAGUCAUCUUUUCACUCUAUCGGAGCCCUCUGUCCCGUGAAUACUGCAUCUCUACCUACUUCCUUACAUCUUGCCUCUCAUACGUCUCAACUUUCCAAUCAACAUACCGAGGCCAAAGAAAAGAGAACCCUCCACGUGGUGACGCAGAAAAUAAAAAAUGGACCAGCCAGUCUGAGCCAAUCACAGCACCAAGCCUCCCAGACCUACACUGGAACUCCAUUUCCCAGUAUCCUUCAGUCCGCAAGGGGUCAGAAGAAGAGCUGCUACACUCCUCAACCCCUACUAAAUCCUGUUCGCAGGGGGAAGGGUCUGUACUCUUGUAUCACAUCUUUCCAUCACAGAGAGGAGGAAGCAGCAGCGGAAGAGGGGAAUGAAAGUAAUGUGUUACCGUUUGUCAACGUGGGUCAUGAUUUCCAGGCAAAACUUCCCCCAUGCUUUGGGGGUGGUGAGAAGUCAGAGGUGUGCUCACCUGGGGAGGAAUCAUCGAGGGAACAGCUGCUCUGGAAACCAUGGGGUGAGCUGCAGCAGAGUUCUCACACACAAGACCAAGUGGAGAAGCUGUUAUCCAUGUGCAGUUCCAGCUGCUUACCAGGAGGGGGCAGUAAUACAGAGCUGGCUCUGCACUGUCUGCACCUCUGCAAGGGGGAUGUAAAGGCCACCCUUGAGAUGAUGCUCUUCUCUCAACCAUUACCAACAGGAGACUACCACUACUCUGGUAGUGAUUUGUGGUCAGACAGUGAGAAGAAUCACUUCAUUGCAGCUCUGGAAACCUAUGGCAAGGACUUUGCACUCAUACAGAAACUGGUGAGGACUAAAACCACAUCCCAGUGUGUUGAAUUUUACUACCUGAGCAAGAAGCUCUUGGACAAGCAGAAGAAACAGAAGGAGGAGGAGGAGAGCAGAGAUGGAGAAAUGGGGCAGCGGAAAAGUAUAACACCCAUCUGUCAGCCAGUGGAUGGACAGUUUGGACUGGAGGGGGCGGUUCCUCUGUCCUCAUUGGCCAGUUUCUUCCCCUGUAAGCUGUGUGGAAAAAUGUUCUAUAAAAUCAAGUCCCGCAAUGCUCACAUGAAGAUCCACCGCCAGCCUCAGGAGGAUUGGAGCGACAGGCGGCUGCAGCAACAGAUCCUUACCCAGCGGCUGUCUCUCGGUCGCCCAAACAACCUCAUUGCCACCCAGGGGAGUGAUCUGUUCCACCCUCAGGCUCCAGGUCUGACAUUUUCCUCCCAGAGCAUUCCUGGAACUUCAAACAGCAACAACAAUGCAGACAGUGUCCUCAACUCUGUAACCAAUAGCAAUGCCAUCACUCCCAGCACUGCCGUUGCCCUAGAUCCCAGCACUGUAGUGACAUAUAGCAACAUUGCUGCUUCAAACUCACAUGUAAUCACUAAUACUCAUGGCAGGGAAUCCAACCAAGGAGAGCCCAGCUCAGUCUCACCUUUCCACCAAUUAUGGGCCUCGUUCGGACCUGGCUCUAACCCUGCGACUUUUUACUACAAUGCAGAAGGAAAAGACAAUGUGGUAGCCAGUACAGUGGAAGGAAAAGAGCCAAUUAACUGGCAGUAGUGUUUAAGUCUGCCAUGAGCAUUACUAGCACUGAAGUCAAAGGCUUAUCAGAACUCUGUGCUAUAAUUCAAACUAAAUUUCAGCUCAAACUCAAGUCCAUUUUACAAGCUUAUUUUUGAAUGUUUCGUUUUGUAAUUCUGAUGCUGUAUAUUUUGUUGUAAAUGCCAAACAGUACCCCAAUGCAUAUUUAAUUGUUUUUUUAUACAUUUGACUUUUAAAAUAAAAGAACUUGUUUUUCAUGUUCCUGGCUUCAGUAUCAUGAACGCUUGAGGAGCGAAGCAGGUAACAGCCAGGCUAGUUGUGUCACACAAGACAUCAAAACACGUCAACAGGAGGAGAAACACAGAAAAACAGAGCUUUUAAAAAUGUUAAAACAAGAAUUUAGUGCUGGCACCUUGGUGUA
Molecule: messenger RNA, 3701 nt
Organism: Cheilinus undulatus (humphead wrasse)
Lineage: Eukaryota; Metazoa; Chordata; Actinopteri; Labriformes; Labridae
Exons: 11
Coding region: 404-3298 (964 amino acids)
Biological process (GO): negative regulation of DNA-templated transcription; regulation of transcription by RNA polymerase II
Cellular component (GO): transcription regulator complex; histone deacetylase complex
Molecular function (GO): transcription corepressor activity
Source: RefSeq, a predicted model, not a curated record